Molecule: messenger RNA, 759 nt
Organism: Phascolarctos cinereus (koala)
Lineage: Eukaryota; Metazoa; Chordata; Mammalia; Diprotodontia; Phascolarctidae
Product: large ribosomal subunit protein uL16-like
Biological process (GO): translation
Cellular component (GO): ribosome
Molecular function (GO): structural constituent of ribosome
Source: RefSeq, a predicted model, not a curated record
AUGGGUCGUCGCCCGGCACGUUGUUACAGAUACUGUAAGAACAAACCGUAUCCCAAAUCACGUUUCUGCCGAGGCGUUCCUGAUGCAAAGAUCCGGAUUUUUGACCUAGGUCGAAAAAAGGCAAAAGUGGAUGAAUUUCCGCUCUGUGGUCACAUGGUGUCUGAUGAAUACGAACAACUGUCUUCCGAAGCCUUGGAGGCCGCGAGGAUCUGUGCCAACAAAUACAUGGCGAAGAGUUGUGGCAAAGAUGGCUUCCACCUCCGUGUACGCCUGCACCCUUUCCACGUUAUUCGAAUCAACAAAAUGUUGUCUUGCGCCGGCGCUGACAGGCUCCAGACGGGCAUGCGGGGGGCCUUUGGGAAACCUCAGGGUACCGUGGCUCGUGUUCAUAUAGGACAGGUGAUCAUGUCUGUUCGCACCAAGAUCCAGAACAAGGAGCAUGUGAUUGAGGCUUUGCGCAGGGCUAAAUUUAAGUUCCCGGGUCGCCAGAAGAUCCACAUCUCAAAGAAGUGGGGCUUCACAAAGUUUAAUGCAGAUGAACUGGAGGACAUGGUGGCUGAGAAACGUCUUAUUCCUGAUGGCUGUGGGGUCAAAUACAUCCCCAGCUGUGGUCCGCUGGACAAGUGGCGUGCAUUCCACUCAUAAGGGGGAAGGAUCUUCUGUGUGCUUUCAGCUGAUAUCCUUGCUUAUCGACCCCAUAUGCUAAGCUACAAAUAAAUCUGAGUUACUGUUUAAAAAAAAAAAGAAAAAUGAGGUUUU